CUGAUAAUUUAAUAUUACAUUCAAAUUCCUCAAAAAACAACAGUUUACACUGAAAAACUAGACAUCUCAGAGCUUUUUAACCACUUGUGACGUAACACUCUGAAGCUUCGUGACAUCUCGCGAGUUUUAACCAGACUUUCACCUUUUGCUCCCUCAGCCUACCAGAGGGAGGCUGCGCAGGAACCCGACCAAUCAGGUCAGCCCUCAGUUUAAGCACCGCGGAUCCCGCCGCAACGUCUCAUUGACUUUGGCUGGAGGCGUGCCGCUUCGCACCGCAGCAGCGUCGGUGUCCGUCAAUCUCCUGCCGCCGCUCCACGGCUCAGAUGUGACAGAGGUGCGGCAGGAACCACUGGCUCAGAACAGCGUCCCGGAUCGAAUCAGGAGAACGGAACCAGUCCACCUUCAAUCCAUUGGGUCUACUAGUUUUAAAUGUGAUUUAUAAAUAACUUGGACUUGGACCUGGACCUGGACCUGUAGAGGGGAGCAGUGUUCAGGUCGUUCUUCCGGUCGUUUCGUCCAUUUAAUCCUUCCUCUCGGAGCUCCGUGUCCCAGCGGCGUCUUCCUGUUAUUGUCACGGCCCGCCACGGUGGAUUUCACUGUUUAAUUGCAGAAUCUUGAGUCACAACAGAGGGAGGAAUCUGGGUUUCGGUCUGAUCAGUCGUCUGCAGCUGGAACCAAAACACCUCCGCUCGACUUUAAGCUCCUAACUCGCUCCUCAUCGACUGGGAGGACACCUGAACCCAGGUUUUUCCCAGCUCAGAAGACUCGGAUCCGGAUUGCAGAGUAGAAUCUGACUCAAAUGGAUCACAAACGGGUAUACCUGGACUUGGGUCGGUAGCCGCGCUGUUAAAGAAUCAGACCGGUCUGUAACUCCUCCUCCUCGUCUCCUCCUCCUCGCCUCCUCUGCCCGGGUGUAGUUAAGCGGCGCCUGUUGGGAUGGAGGACUCGGAGACGGAGCUGACAGUGUCGGAGUCAGAUGCUCUGGGAGCUGACUUCAUCACCGUGGAGCUGGACACGCAGCCCAUCGAGUACGUGGUGAAGUGGGCAGAGGUUGGCUCCAAGUUCACCAUCUCCUGCGUGAAGAAGGACUCGGACGACCCGGAGGAGCUGACGGCAGACCAACUGAAGAUCGAGGCGGAUGAGGCCUUCUUCGCCCCCUACGAGGAGGUCUACCCCUGCGAGGUGACAGAGCAGAGCGUGGAAAUAAAGACGGACUCUGACGAGGAGGACGAGGAUGCAGAGGAGACCCAGGUGCUGCUCGAGGCAGGGAGCGGCCCGCUGGACAGCGAAGUCGACCUGGACCAGGGCUACUACGAGCCGGAGGGGCGGCAGUACCGCUGCAGCCAUUGUGGAAAGUGUUACAGCCACACCUCCAGCCUGUACCGCCACCAGCAGAGCCACAUCGGGAAGACCGGAACACCGGUGGUCGCCAAGAGGACGCUGGAGCACAUGCACCAAGAUGCACGCUAUACCUGCCCCCACUGUGGCAUGAGCUUCAAAGGCAGCAGGAUGCUGGGAAGCCACCUGCGGCUGCACGGGAAGCGGCGCAUCCACCCCUGCAACAUCUGCGGGAAGGAGUUCAACCACAGCUCCAGCCUGUCGCGCCAUCGCCUCAUCCAUAAGAAGGGCAAAGGCCUCCCCAAAGACACCGUGCUCGAUACCGGCUCUGCCGCCCUACGCCACACGCUCAAGGUCGGCGCCAAGAACAAAAAAAACAAGAAGCAGCAGCACGUGGCCACCGCCAUCAUCCAGAGCCCAGCGGCCGCAGACAAGUUCUACGCCUGUCCACAGUGCGACAUGAGCUUCAGGACGUCCACGCAGCUGUCCAAGCAUCAGGUGACCCACGUCAAGGAGUUGCUGGACAGCUAUACACCCGGCAAAGAGAACUUGGGCGAGACCUCGUCUGACCUCAAAAUCCGCCUGAAGCUUUGCUCCCGAGACAAGCCCAAUUUCUACACCCUGUGCAAAAAGAACCGCCGCCGUCGAGGAGGACGGCCCCCCAAACGGACCACCGAGGACAUGGGAGGCACCGCCAAAGGAGAAACAGGAGGCCGCCGCCACUCCUGCGACCAGUGUGGGAAGAGCUUCAGCCAUGCCUCCAGGCUAGUUCGGCACCAGCAGACUCACGGUGCCACCGCUAGCCCAGAAAAGCUGAUCCACACCAAGACUGGACUCACCACCUCCAAGACCAAGACAUACAUGUGCACAGCAUGCAACAAGACCUUCAUGCACUCCUCCAGUUUCUCUCGCCACAAGAAGGCCCACCUGCAGGCCGCCGCAAAGAACCGAAGCCGACCAGUGGUGGACGAGACCGCCCCGCUGGAGUCUGACUCUGAGUGAGGCUGCUCGGCUCUGGACUUGGUUAGCUGGACCUGUUCUGAGUUGGUUCUGGACCAGUGCUGAAUGGUUCUGGACUAGUUCUGGGGACCAGUUGUGGUCAGAUUGAAAAUUGUUCUGGACCUGUUGGGAUUUCUAGUUGUCCAGGUUUCAGGAACUGGAACUGAUUCUUCUGUGUAGAUAGCAGCAGGACGUCCAUAUUUGGUUGUGUGUCGGGGGAUUUCCAUAUAUGGUCAGAAGUGACCUUUAGCUUCCUGCUCUGCAGAACCAGUUUAGAGUAAAAUGUAACCACCUGUUCUGGAUCCCACCCCCUGUUCUUCCCCUGACCCUUCAAUAGUCACACCUCAGCUCGCAGAGCAUCAUGGGACAUGGAGUCAGUUUCUGUGAUUCUCUGACUCUUCAGUAAACUGACUGCUAAUUGGAUGUAUGAAAAUGAAACCUGGUUUAUUAGAUCUGUGAUGUGAAAUUGCAAAUUGAUCAGCAAACAGGUCCAAAAGCUGCUUGCUAAACUUCGGUUGGUCUGAAAGCUCCACCUACAAAAAAAGUGUUUCCUGUGGAUGCCCCACCCCCUUCUCUUUUGUGUUCCUGCUCGUCGACACUUUGAGUUUUACUGUGUGAAUUGGAGUUAAUUUAAUGGUGAUUUAUUUAUAAAUGUGUGGGCGUUCCCACUAGAAGAUAAGCAGCUCUUGAUGCCCCGCCCCCUGCUCUUAUUGUGUUGGUUUGUUUGGGUUUGGUUCUGCAGGUAGAAAGAACGACGUUCAUCAUUGUAUCGUGUUUUCAUUUAGAAUAAACCUGUUUACCUGUUCUGUCCGGCGUUUUGUAAUAAAUAUUAAAACAAC
Molecule: messenger RNA, 3176 nt
Organism: Girardinichthys multiradiatus
Lineage: Eukaryota; Metazoa; Chordata; Actinopteri; Cyprinodontiformes; Goodeidae
Product: zinc finger protein 93
Exons: 6
Coding region: 937-2340 (467 amino acids)
Biological process (GO): regulation of transcription by RNA polymerase II
Cellular component (GO): nucleus
Molecular function (GO): DNA-binding transcription factor activity, RNA polymerase II-specific; RNA polymerase II transcription regulatory region sequence-specific DNA binding
Source: RefSeq, a predicted model, not a curated record